Thamnophis elegans (Western terrestrial garter snake) is the source of this 3717-nucleotide messenger RNA. RefSeq names its product strawberry notch homolog 2 (gene SBNO2). The transcript has 24 exons. The record is from RefSeq and is a predicted model, not a curated record. Gene Ontology annotation, cellular component: nucleus. The coding region runs from base 1 to 3339 and encodes 1112 amino acids. Gene Ontology annotation, biological process: regulation of DNA-templated transcription. Gene Ontology annotation, molecular function: histone binding; chromatin DNA binding. NCBI's taxonomy places the organism in Eukaryota, Metazoa, Chordata, Lepidosauria, Squamata, Natricidae.
AUGACGUUCAGCGUCUCAAAUGAUCUGAAAUACGAUGCUGAGAGGGACCUGAAGGAUAUUGAAGCCCCUCACCUCCCUGUCCAUGCUUUAAACAAGAUUAAAUAUGGUGACACGGCUACCUCGGAGGGGAUUUUAUUCGCCACUUAUUCCGCCUUGAUUGGUGAAAGCCAAGCGGGCGGCCAGCACAGGACACGGUUGAACCAGAUUCUCGAUUGGUGCAAGGACGAUUUCGAUGGUGUUAUUGUGUUCGACGAAUGCCACAAAGCCAAAAAUGCCAGCUCUACCAAGAUGGGCAAAGCAGUAUUGGACCUGCAGAAAAACCUGCCUAAGGCGAGGGUCGUCUACGCCAGUGCCACAGGUGCCUCUGAGCCAAAGAAUAUGAUUUACAUGAGUCGGCUGGGAAUAUGGGGAGAAGGCACCCCCUUUCGCUCCUUUGAUGACUUCCUCCAUGCCAUCGAAAAGAGAGGUGUUGGGGCUAUGGAGAUCGUUGCCAUGGAUAUGAAAGUGAAUGGGAUGUACAUCGCUCGACAACUCAGCUUUUCCGGAGUCACGUUCCGGAUAGAAGAAAUCCCACUGGACGCGGCAUAUAAGGACGUGUACAACAAGGCAGCGAAGCUGUGGGCAGAAGCCCUGGUGGUUUUCCAAAAGGCUGCGGACCUCAUUGGCCUGGAGUCCCGGAAGUCUCUGUGGGGUCAGUUCUGGGGGGCUCACCAGCGCUUCUUCAAGUACCUCUGCAUUGCUGCCAAAGUCCGGCGCCUGGUGGAGCUGGCCAAGGAGGAGCUCAGCAAGGGCAAGUGCGUGGUGAUCGGGUUGCAGUCGACGGGGGAAGCCCGCACCCGGGAAGUCCUGGAUGAGAAUGAGGGGCACCUGAACUACUUUGUCUCGGCAGCCGAAGGCGUCUUCCUUUCACUAAUUCAGAAGCACUUUCCUUCAACCAAACGAAAAAGAGAAAGAGGAAGUAACAAUAAAAGAAAACUGAAGCAGAGAGUCCGAGGCCUUAACAAAGUGAUGAGAACCGCCCACGACCACUACAACAACAGCAGCAGUGACAUCAUUAAGAUCAGCUCCGAGAGCAGCACUGAUUCUGAGCCGGGUUUGGAGAGCGAUUUCAAUUCCUCUCCGGAGUCCCUCGUGGAAAUGGAGGAUGUGGCCAGCAGAUACAAGCCCAUCAAUGGUGCCAUGUGUAACGAACCACUUGGCCUAUAUUGGCCGAACCCCCAAAAGGAGAUGAACGGAUCAGGGACUCCGGAAUGCGUGGAGAACAUGAAGCAGGAACUGCUGUCUCAAGUGAAGAAACUGGGCAAAGAGCUACCUCUUAACACUUUGGAUGAACUGAUCGACUACUUUGGAGGCCCGGAAAAAGUAGCAGAGAUGACCGGGCGGAAGGGACGAGUCGUGCGGAGGCCUGGUGGCUCCGUGGUGUUUGAAUCGCGAGCUGAACAAAGCCUUUCGAUCGACCACGUGAACCUCAAGGAGAAGGAGCGAUUCAUGAAUGGAGACAAACUCGUAGCAAUAAUCUCGGAAGCCUCCAGCUCAGGGAUUUCUCUCCAAGCAGACAGACGGGUAAAGAAUCAGAAACGGCGGGUCCACAUGACGCUGGAAUUGCCCUGGAGUGCUGACCGAGCCAUACAGCAGUUUGGCCGCACACACCGUUCCAACCAGGUCUCUGCUCCAGAGUACAUUUUUCUCAUCUCCGAACUGGCUGGGGAGCGGCGGUUUGCGUCUAUUGUGGCGAAACGCCUAGAAAGCCUUGGUGCCUUAACUCACGGUGACCGAAGAGCGACUGAAUCCCGGGACCUCAGCAAAUACAACUUUGAGAAUAAGUAUGGAAUCAGAGCGCUCGAUAAAGUCCUGUGCACCAUCUUCCAGCAGAUGGAGAGCAAAGUCCCCGUGCCAGAGAUUUAUCAAGAAGGGGAUGCGGCUUUUUUCAGCGAAAUGAAGCAGUCCCUCCUCUCCGUGGGAAUCUCUUGCAAGGAGAUGCGAUAUGGCUUCAUGACCAUGGAGAAAGACUGUUCCAUCACCAAGUUCCUAAAUCGCAUUUUGGGCCUGGAGGUUGACAAACAGAACCUGCUCUUCCAGUACUUCAAUGACACUUUCGACUACCUGAUCGAGCGGGACAAGAAAGAUGGCAAAUACGACAUGGGGAUUCUGGACUUGGCUCCGGGCAUUGACGAAAUCUACGAAGAGAGCAAAGAGGUUUUCCUAACGCCAGGCCACCCACAGGAUGGCCAGGUGGUCUUUUACAAGAUCAGUGUGGACAGAGGGUUGAAGUGGGAGGAGGCCUACGAGAAGUCACUUCAUCUGACGGGCCCCAAUGAUGGGUUCUACCUGUCCCACAAGUUCCGAAGCAACAAAUAUAUUAGCCUCCUAGCCGAACAGACCCGUGGGAAAUACUUCACCCUCUACAAGCCCAACAUCGGGAAGCAGAGCCAGCUGGAGACCAUGGACAGCCUUUUUAGAAAGUACCAGCCGGUGUCACCGGCGGAUGCUGAGCCCCACUGGAAGAGCACUUACAAAUUCUCCCUGAAGCACUGCAACCACACCGCAAGGAACAGGAACUGCAAGGUUGUCCAGGAAAGAAAGGAAUGUUUCCAAGGCACGCGUUUACGGCACUAUUACAUGCUCUGCGGGGCUCUCUUGCGCGUCUGGACCAAAAUCGCUAGCAUCAUGGCUAAUAUCACCAACACCAGCUACCUGCAGAUCGUCCGCCUCAAGACCAAAGAGAAGAAGAAGCAAGUGGGGAUCAAGAUACCGGAAAAUUGCGUCCAUCAGGUGUUGAAGGAGUUGAAGCAGAUGGACGAGAACGUCAAACAGAAGCAGAAGCAGCAGCAGCUUCAAGCCAUGUUGGGCCCCAUGAUGGCCAGCCAGCCCUACCCGCAGGUCGUCCCACCGCUGGACCUCGGCCAGCCUCCAGUAUUUCUCUCUGCCCAGCCCACUUCCUUGCUGCAGGACGAGGUCUGGGAUCUGACCAACAGCCCACCCGGGGAAGUCCUUCCUGACUUCUGGACGCACCCAUCUCCGCCACCUCCUCCGCCGAACGUUCCACUCCCCCCUGCCCCCUCGCAGUUCAACUUCCACGCGCCCUACGACAGCAGCGCAGCGUUGGUGGGCAGCCUGGCGCUCGGCGGCUCCCCUUCCCAGCACGAACCCUUGCCCCCGACGCAAGCCCUGCCCCUCCCCCUGGCAGACAAUUUCUCCCCGGCCAGCCUGAACUUCCGAGAACUCUUGGAGGAGAUGAUGCUGAACUCCAACGGUUUGGUGGGCGAGAACAGCGAGCAGGAGCGCCAGAGCGUCAUCCAGUUCAGUGGACCCCUCUCCGACCUCUAUGAUGCCAGCUGAGUUGGGGAGAUGGGAGGGGAGAAGAGAGGGGGAGGGCUUCUUUACACCAUGCGUGGGAGGGGGUGUUUGUUUUUAAUCCUGGGUUGGAACGGACCACUUCAAAAAAAAGGGGGGGGCUGGGCGCAGAGAACUCUACUUAAGAGAAACAAAGUUUAUUUAUAUAUAAUAUACAGUCAAGCCUGUACUAAUUUUUUUAUAUGUAUGUACAGAGAGAUAUGUACAAAGAAGGGUUGUGGGAGAAGAGAAAUGGAAGGGGGGGGGGGAGGGAAAAUUAUGCCGAAAUACCAGGGGAAUCGGGCACUUUAGAAAAACGGCUAUGUGCCGGCUUCCUUAUCCACCUGUUGCUUCUCAGUACCAGGCUGGGCUACCCAACAACAA